Molecule: messenger RNA, 886 nt
Organism: Thunnus maccoyii (southern bluefin tuna)
Lineage: Eukaryota; Metazoa; Chordata; Actinopteri; Scombriformes; Scombridae
Gene: golt1a
Product: golgi transport 1A
Exons: 5
Coding region: 95-442 (115 amino acids)
Biological process (GO): endoplasmic reticulum to Golgi vesicle-mediated transport; retrograde transport, endosome to Golgi
Cellular component (GO): membrane; endoplasmic reticulum
Source: RefSeq, a predicted model, not a curated record
AGCAUGUCGCUAACAGGGAUUUUAAAGAGAAACAACCAAACCUAACUCAUCUAACGGGUCCGAAGUAACAUCGGCAGAGAUUGGCAUUGGUCUGAUGGGAUUUGGUUUAUUUUUCCUGCUCUUUGGUGUGCUGCUGUACUUUGACUCUGUCUUGCUGGCCUUUGGGAAUAUCUUCUUUUUGACUGGUUUGAUAUUCAUCAUUGGCUUCAGGAGGACAGCCCACUUCUUCUUCCAAAGACAAAAAUUUCGAGGUUCUUUCUUCUUCCUGGGAGGCGUGUCUCUGGUGCUGUGCCACUGGCCAAUCAUCGGUAUGCUGGUGGAGAGUUAUGGCUUUGUGCUUUUAUUCAGGUCCUUCUUCCCAAUGGCCUUGGGAUUUGUGCUGUCAGCUGUGAAUAUCCCUUUCCUCAAUGCAUUAUUCACCAGCAGCUCCUCCAUGGUCUGAGCAGAGGAAGGAAUACCAGAGAACUGAUGAGUGAAUACCAGAGAACUCAUUAACGUUAAAUAUUAGAAUUUAUUAAUGCUGAAGUAUUGAUUUAUUUUUUACAGUGUACUGCACUGUGUGCCAUAUGAAGUGACAAUUAAUACUGAAAUCAAGCAGUUAAAUUAUAAGCUGUUUAAAAGCUAAUUUAACAUAAAACAAGUUAUUUUAAAAACCUUUUAAUAUCGAUAUUUAAAGCUUUUUUGAAUGAAAAUUAAAACAUUUCACCACACAUUUAUUCCAUGUUAAUUGUUUCAGAUCUUCAUUUGAGUUAUGUAAUGUUUACAUUUUUUUAUGGCUGCACCAUCAAAUAAAAAUAUUCUACAUGUCAUACACAUUUCCCCAAAAUUCAAAUUGACAUUCUCUUGAAAUUGAGAUCUCUACCAGAACAUAAAAAUAGAUUUUUUU